Molecule: messenger RNA, 957 nt
Organism: Dioszegia hungarica
Lineage: Eukaryota; Fungi; Basidiomycota; Tremellomycetes; Tremellales; Bulleribasidiaceae
Exons: 2
Coding region: 1-957 (318 amino acids)
Source: RefSeq, a predicted model, not a curated record
AUGGUUCAAUCCUCUAUUACCGGUACAAGCAAGAGGCGCAUAAUCGUCACCGCGCACGAUACCACCAUCGUCACCCCCAUCCCUCAUGCUCAUUCCCCCCUCUUCCACCCCUGCUUUAACGAGAAGCACCCAGAAGACGUUAUCCUCCGAGCCGAUACCGAUAACCCACAAGACGACAACCUCUGCUUCUACGCGUCGAUGCCCCUCCUAUGCUCCCUCUCGGGCUUCUUUGACGGCCUACCUUCCCCCUCGUCCGGAGACACGACAGACGACACACCCAUCAUUACCCUUCCCUACGCGUCCACAUCCGGGCUGGCGGUCUUCCUCCGUGCCAUUCACGCUCCCACCACAUCCCAGGCCCGCCUACCUCGGAGCGCAAUCACUUGCGAGUCGAUAUGCACCGCAGCCAUCAUCGCGCGCGUAUACGACGUCCCGCAAGUCUGCGAGGUCCUGGGCAGCUAUGUGGAGUCCCGAAAGAAGCUGUACAGCCCUUUUUUGGCUUACACUAUUCGGGCGAUGGGCGACGAUAUCAUCCCGCUCGCUCAUGCCGCAAGAGCUACCGCCGGUCUCGACAUCUCCACCGCGCCACCGGUGAUCCUUGACCUCCUACGUCAAUACGCCCCAGAUUGCCUAGCUCUACUGCACACAAUACAUGCGAGAGGCCGCUCGGCUAUGACCACCUUUCACACGAUGCUCGCUAAAACCACCACGGACAGCUUCUACGCCGGAUCCCAUACCCCGGACGAGAGGUGCUUUGAGGCACGAAAGGGAGACCCUGUCAUCGGGGUCAUGGAGCGGCUGCGAGAAGCAAAGACGGUGGAGGAGAUACAGGCGGUGGCGGAGAAUCAGUAUGGACUGCAGUGCCGAUCAUGCCUCGCAGGGGCGACCAGGCAAUUCAAUCUCAGUCUUAGGUGGCUGUGGAGCGCCACCGCGGAAGGAUGGCUGCGGGAUUGUUAA